Didymodactylos carnosus is the source of this 342-nucleotide messenger RNA. Lineage: Eukaryota; Metazoa; Rotifera; Eurotatoria; Philodinida; Philodinidae. The record is from the annotation of a GenBank genome assembly.
AUGUGUCGUGGAUAUUGUAGGAAUUAUGUUCUUCUUACACCAUCAAAGAUAAUUGCAGUUAAAGAAAGUUAUCAAACAACACAAUAUCCAAGCAUAAAGAAAGAAUUGAAUUUAACGUUAAAAGAGUGGGAAAAUAUACUCAAUUUGGUGGAUAUUACCAAGUUUAAGGCUACACCGAAUGUACUAGGUUGUCCAGAUUGUGCUGACGGUGGUGCUGAAUGGAUUGAAAUUGUCUUUCAAAGUGGUACAAAGCGUGUUACAUUUGACAAUGGUCGAACUAUUCCCGGUCUGGAAUCAUUGGUUAACAAGUUAAGAGAAAUAAGAAAUGAAUAUAUAAACUAA